AUGAUAGGCCCUCACGCCUUGUCGUGUCUCCUCCUCCUGCCACUGGGUGCCUGCUUUCCUCUGCUGGACAGAGAAGAGCCCAUGGCCACCGUGCAAGGUGUCAGAGGUGGAAUGAGCUGGGCCGACCUGCCCGGGGGACACCGCGUCCCCCUCCCCCGGGGCUCCUCGCGGUGGCCGAGAGCCCCACAACCUCAUGGCCUGCUUGUCAUGGCCAAGGAGCUGCAGACGUCGGGCCAACAGCGCGCUGGCUUCAGGUUCCGGUUCGGGAGGCAGGAUGAUGGCAGCGAGGCUACUGGCUUCCUCCCCGCGGAUGGUGAGAAGGCCAGCAGCCCGUUAGGGACCCUGGCCGAGGAGCUCAGCAGUUAUAGCAGAAAAAAAGGUGGCUUCAGCUUCCGCUUCGGCCGGCGGUGA
Molecule: messenger RNA, 411 nt
Organism: Neomonachus schauinslandi (Hawaiian monk seal)
Lineage: Eukaryota; Metazoa; Chordata; Mammalia; Carnivora; Phocidae
Gene: QRFP
Product: pyroglutamylated RFamide peptide
Exons: 1
Coding region: 1-411 (136 amino acids)
Molecular function (GO): orexigenic neuropeptide QRFP receptor binding
Source: RefSeq, a predicted model, not a curated record